GUUGUGGUUUUGCGUAGUAUUUGCGCUAGUUGAGUAUACUAACGGUAGCUUGUAGUAGAAUCGUAGAAUGACCUAGAUGUGGUAAUAUAGGUAGAGUGUACUAGAACUGUGCUCUGUGGUUAGCUUUCGAAAAGUUGCGGUUUACGUAGCCGUCAGAUUGGUUCCGCUGUUUUCGUGUGUGCUUACCGUUCAGUGUGUUGGCGGUGCUAGUUCAUCGCGCACUGUUUUCAUCUAAUCAAGAUGCCUGUCCUCGUACGUUUACCGCUGUCGCGCAAAACGUUGUGCGUCCAAUGCGACGGUCACAGCGUGCCCGUGGAGGAAAUCCGCCGUGAAGUUUCUCGACAUGAGGGAAUACCUGGAGAGUUGCUAGCCCUGUCCUGUGGUGGAGUACGGCUACGCGAGGCCUGGGCGACUGACGGCCAGUGGUUGACGUGCGCCGUUACGGGACUCCCCGGAGGCAAAGGUGGCUUCGGCUCCAUGCUGAGGGCCAUCGGCGCUCAGAUAGAGAAGACGACGAAUCGCGAAGCCUGCCGCGAUCUCAGUGGGAGGAGACUGCGUGACAUCAACCACGAAGCACGCUUGAAACGUUGGGUGGCCAAGCAAGCUGAGCGAGAAAAUCAACACAAGCAGCGGAAGGAGUACUGUGAACCAGAGCACCAUUUAGAGGACCCGGACUACGAGCGCACUCGUGAACAGAUACCAGAACGCAUUCAAGAUGCUGUUGCACAGGGGCUCUCUGCAGGCAUUAAGCGGGCGACAACAUCUACCAGGGGGGAAUGCAGCGCGAGAAAACGACCUGCAGCUGCCCUGUGGUUGCCAGAUCUGCCAAGUGACGAGUCUUCUGAUGACGGCUCUGACUCAGCCCACGAAGAUCGAGACACGUCUGCUAAAACAGAUAGCUCAAGUGAACGAGACACUUCCACAGCUGAAGCUACCGCCAUGGAGGCAGAGCCAUCCGGAGAUGGUGAAGACAGUCAUCAGAGGAAACCGGACGACACCAAAGGCGCCGAGUGUUCCACCACAACCACCGAGACGUCCCACACCGAAAAACCGCAGCCACCAGACACGGACAAAUAAAGCUUGCCUUUAUUGUUCUCUU
Molecule: messenger RNA, 1099 nt
Organism: Rhipicephalus microplus (southern cattle tick)
Lineage: Eukaryota; Metazoa; Arthropoda; Arachnida; Ixodida; Ixodidae
Product: splicing regulator SDE2
Cellular component (GO): nucleus
Source: RefSeq, a predicted model, not a curated record